GACGAUGGCGCUACUGCAACCAAUCCCUCUGGGCUUCUUACUCCUCCAAGGACCCCUUCCCCUACGCCAGAUACGGCUGUGAAAAUUGAUCAGCAGGCGACAAAAAAGAUCGAUCUAAGCGUGCUGAAAUGUCGACUCAAUCUCCAGGAUUGGCGAUGCGGAUGCCUUACCCAACAGGGGAAACCCUGUAAAAAGUAUACGCCAAAAGAGAAUAGGACGAAGGUGGAUAGCUUGAUAGAAUCGAUGGUGGCUUUGACUCAGUCGUCUAUGGAACUCGAAGACAGGCUACGAAAGUUGGCUGAGCUAGUUCACUGCCAUCUUCAUCCCUAUGAAAGACAUAUAGAAGAUCGCGUUGAGAAAUGGACAUCCAUCUUCCCUACUGGAGAUGCUAAGCCAUCUAUACCUCUGGAGAAGCGGAUCACAAUUGCUCUACGUCGCGAUUACGCCCAUUGCAAUAACCGUUAUUGUAUAGGGAAGACAUUGAAGCAGGAGGAUUGCCGUUCGAAGCUUGAUGGACGAAACAUGCAAAAUUACACCAAGACUAUUGAUGAGAUUAUCCUGUCGGUAGCUUGCUUUGAUGAUACUAAAGUUGAGUAUCUUCUCAAAGUCCUCGCAUGUAAUGGGCUUUGUGAUCACCACCAAUAUCAGUCAUCUAAACAUAUCGAGCUAUGGACUUCAAGACUCGUGGAGAUUCGCAGCACAUACCAAGCAGAAACUAAGCAAUUGGCUAAUAGCGGCUGCACUCUGGAUGACUCUGAUAUGUCUGGUACAACUUUACAACGAGAAAUAGUUCAAAGGCUAAUGCUCAAAAAUAGCACUAAACAUGAUCUUGAAAAGCGAGUCGACUCAACACCUAUUGACUUGGCAUUACCUCCACCAGACCAAUACUGGCCCAAAGCCUUUGAUGAGAGUACCUUUAAAAUAAUCAAGAGAAGGGAUAGCCCUCAAGACCCAAAAUCUUCAUACAAAGAGAUCAAAGCUAACGCGAUGCGUCCUUUGGAAAAGAAGUUGGGUGACCUAAAGAAGGGAUUCAUAUAUCUUUAUACGGUUAAAGGAAACGAGAGAUUUGUCAAAAUCGGAUACACUACUCGCAGUCCGGAAACACGGCAUGAAGAGUGGAAGUUGAGCUGCAACAGAGAACCCAAGUCACUCUUUGAAGGCUCAAUAGUCCCAAAUGCCCGCCGUGUUGAGGCCUUGUGCCACGCCGAGUUGGAUUAUUGUCGGACAAGAGUCUAUUGUACCGGCUGUUCGAUACAGCAUAUUGAAUGGUUUGAAAUGACGCCUGAUGAUGCUAUUUCGGUUAUCCAGAAAUGGUCAAAAUGGAUGGAAUCUAAUCCAUAUACUGAGACAUUGUCAGAGUCCGGUGUAAAGUGGGCAUUAAAAGCAGAAGAGGUGAAGAAGCUUGAUGAUACCGAUACAUUCAUGAAAGAU
Molecule: messenger RNA, 1431 nt
Organism: Trichoderma harzianum CBS 226.95
Lineage: Eukaryota; Fungi; Ascomycota; Sordariomycetes; Hypocreales; Hypocreaceae
Exons: 1
Source: RefSeq, a predicted model, not a curated record